CACGGCCGGCCGCCUCCUCGCCCGCCCUCCCGCAGCCCAGGAGCCGAGGCUGCCGCGGCCGUGGCGGCCGAGCCCUCAGCCAUGGCCUCGGGCGACACCCUCUACAUUGCCACGGACGGCUCAGAGAUGCCAGCCGAGAUCGUGGAACUGCACGAGAUCGAGGUGGAGACCAUCCCGGUGGAGACCAUCGAGACCACGGUGGUGGGCGAGGAGGAGGAGGAGGACGAAGACGACGAGGACGGCGGCGGCGGCGGCGACCACGGUGGCGGGGGCGGCCACGGGCACGCUGGCCACCACCACCACCAUCACCACCACCACCACCACCCGCCCAUGAUCGCGCUGCAGCCGCUGGUCACCGACGACCCGACCCAAGUGCACCACCACCAGGAGGUGAUCCUGGUGCAGACGCGGGAGGAGGUGGUGGGUGGCGACGACUCGGACGGGCUGCGCGCCGAGGACGGGUUCGAGGACCAGAUCCUCAUUCCGGUGCCCGCGCCGGCCGGCGGGGACGAUGACUACAUCGAGCAGACGCUGGUCACUGUGGCGGCGGCCGGCAAGAGCGGCGGCGGGUCCUCGUCGGGCGGCGGCCGCGUUAAGAAGGGCGGCGGCAAGAAGAGUGGCAAGAAGAGUUACCUGGGCAGCGGGGCCGGCGCGGCGGGCGGCGGCGGCGCCGACCCGGGCAACAAGAAGUGGGAGCAGAAGCAGGUGCAGAUCAAGACCCUGGAGGGCGAGUUCUCCGUCACCAUGUGGUCCUCAGAUGAAAAAAAAGAUAUUGACCAUGAAACAGUGGUUGAAGAGCAGAUCAUUGGAGAGAACUCACCUCCUGAUUAUUCUGAAUAUAUGACAGGCAAGAAACUCCCUCCUGGAGGGAUACCUGGCAUCGACCUCUCAGACCCUAAGCAACUGGCAGAAUUUGCCAGAAUGAAGCCAAGAAAAAUUAAAGAAGAUGAUGCUCCAAGAACAAUAGCUUGCCCUCAUAAAGGCUGCACGAAGAUGUUCAGGGAUAACUCUGCUAUGAGAAAGCAUCUGCACACCCACGGUCCCAGAGUCCACGUCUGUGCAGAAUGUGGCAAAGCGUUCGUUGAGAGCUCAAAGCUAAAACGGCACCAGCUGGUUCAUACUGGAGAGAAGCCCUUUCAGUGCACAUUUGAAGGCUGCGGGAAACGUUUUUCACUGGACUUCAAUUUGCGCACGCAUGUGCGAAUCCAUACCGGAGACAGGCCCUAUGUGUGCCCCUUCGACGGUUGUAAUAAGAAAUUUGCUCAGUCAACUAACCUGAAAUCUCACAUCUUAACACACGCUAAAGCCAAAAACAACCAGUGAAAAGAAGAGAGAAGACCUUCUCCACCCCGGGAAGCCUCUUCAGGAGUAUGAUUGAGAAUAAAUAUGCCUCUCCUUUGUAUAUUAUUUCUAGGAAGAAUUUUAAAAAUGAAUCCUACACACCUAAGGGACAUGUUUUGAUAAAGUAGUAAAAAUUUAAAAAAAUACUUUAAUAAGAUGACAUUGCUAAGAUGCUCUAUCUUGCUCUGUAAUCUCGUUUCAAAAACAAGGUGUUUUUGUAAAGUGUGGUCCCAACAGGAGGACAAUUCAUGAACUUCGCAUCAAAAGACAAUUCUUUAUACAACAGUGCUAAAAAAAAAAAAAUGGGACUUCUUUUCACAUUCUUAUAAAUAUGAAGCUCACCUGUUGCUUACAAUUUUUUUAAUUUUGUAUUUUCCAAGUGUGCAUAUUGUACACUUUUUGGGGAUAUGCUUAGUAAUGCUGUGUGAUUUUUCUGGAGGUUGAUAACUUUGCUUGCGGUAGAUUUUCUUUAAAAGAAUGGGCAGUUACAUGCAUACUUCAAAAGUAUUUUCCUGUACAAAAAAAAAAGUUAUAUAGGUUUUGUUUGCUAUCUUAAUUUUGGUUGUAUUCUUUGAUGUUAACACAUUUUGUAUAAUUGUAUCGUAUAGCUGUAUUGAAUCAUGUAGUAUCAAAUAUUAGAUGUGAUUUAAUAGUGUUAAUCAAUUUAAACCCAUUUUAGUCACUUAUUUUUUUUU
Acomys russatus (golden spiny mouse) is the source of this 2036-nucleotide messenger RNA. RefSeq names its product YY1 transcription factor (gene Yy1). Gene Ontology annotation, molecular function: DNA-binding transcription factor activity, RNA polymerase II-specific; RNA polymerase II cis-regulatory region sequence-specific DNA binding. The transcript is spliced from 5 exons. The record is from RefSeq and is a predicted model, not a curated record. Bases 82 to 1323 code for a protein of 413 amino acids. Gene Ontology annotation, cellular component: transcription regulator complex; PcG protein complex. Gene Ontology annotation, biological process: regulation of transcription by RNA polymerase II. Lineage: Eukaryota; Metazoa; Chordata; Mammalia; Rodentia; Muridae.